CACACACACACACACACUCCCACCUCCUGCUGCUGAAGGAGAAGCUGCUGCAGCGACUGUGCUGCAGCAGAAGCGACUGCCUGGCUGCUCCGAGCUGAAAGCAUCUCCAUCUUCUCCACCUUCUUCUCUCACAUCGGUUUGACGUUCAGGCAGGACCUCCUAGACCUGCUGCAGACCCACACUGAGCCUCAGCCUGCUGCUGGCCAUGGACUGAAACCAGGUGAGCUCCUCCUGAGGCGAGGAAGGCAGUUCGGUGUGGGACCUGCCUCUGCUGUGUCCUGAGUGGGUGUGUCACGGCGUCCUUCCCUUUGUCUCUCUGCGAUGCUCAUGAACGGGCCUUGCCUUCAGCCUGUCCUCACCAGACCCCCGUUUGACCAGCCCAAUGGCCACCAGUCCCAGUGGUGCCCCACAAUCCAGCUCCAUGGAGGAGACCCAUCAGGAGGAGCAGCCAACGAGCAAACAGCCAGACAAAGAGGCUUUCCCGCCUGCUGCAACUCCUCAAGCAUCCAGCGAGGAGCAGCAAACAGCUACGGCAACUACAGAAGCCCCAGAGGUCAGACAGAUAGAAAAAGAAAAAUCAAUCGACCACCUGACGGUGAUCAGUGAGAGCACAGAGACCAGUAACGGCGUCACUCCUGUGAGGAGUAAAGCGUCCCCCGUAGUGUCCUCUGUGUCGCCCAAGUUUCACGUUAAACCAGGCAGCCAUCUUAAUGGCCGGCCCAGCUUGGGCAGCCGGUCCGGCUCGUUGGCGAUGGGCUCCCCGAGGCCCUCGCUGACACGCCAGCCCAGUGCAAUCACAGAGGUCACUGGGAACGGAUCCAAACCCAGGGACUACCUGUUCUUCGCCAUCCUGUCCUGUUUCUGCCCCCUGGUGCCAAUUAACAUCGUAGCGCUCACCUUCUCCUUGAUGUCUAGGAACAGCCUGCAACAGGGCAAUGUGGACGGAGCUCGCCGUUUGGGUCGCAAUGCCUUGGUGCUGUCGGUUGUCUCUAUUUUAGGAGGGAUUGCUAUCAUUACUGCAGCAAUCGCCUUCAACUGGGGACGGAUUUUGAAAUCCUGAUCCGAUGUUUCUGCACAGAGAGUCGAUGAUCAGAACCACAUCCAAACACGGCACGGUUCGCCCCCCCGUCUCUGAAGCACCAUCAUUUCCACCCAUCGCCACCGGAUGGAAACACCGCCGUUCUUCUCCUCCCGUCUCUUUUAUUUCUGCACGACAUUGAGCAUGAUCUGCCUGACGCUCUACCUCCAACAGAAGCAGCCGCCUCUGUCCCAACGCACCGCCUGACAGGAGCAGGGCGACGGAUGGCUGCUUACUGACUGGUUUCUCUCCCGUCAUGAAAUCAGGCGUCUCUCUUUGGAAGCGAUACAUUAUUCAGACGGUGAAAGAAGGAGGCUGGUGGAUUUCACGCUCUGAUGCCAAAAAACAACCAUCUGGGAGACGAAGCUGCUAUGAAACUUUUACUGUGAAGCAAAAACUGACAAACAUAACUGGAUUAGUCAGAAGGUCACUGGAGGUCACAGGUUCUUUAUUUCUCACCUUUCUCUGAACCAACUAUCCGGUUUGCUUCUUGCGUUUUGGCUCCGGUUGGUUACUAGAACAAGGUCAGUCAGACGCCAUGUUGAAUUGGACGGUCCUCUGGGUGUUCAGUCGGUCACAUCAUCAGAACUCAGGUAAUCCAUGUGAAGCUAAUUUUACACCCUGCUAAUUCAACGUUUCUUAUGAGCGGACACCCGGGUAGGACAAAAUGGACGUCUCCCCUCAGACUUAGGGAGGAGUUAGAGUCAAGGUGUUGCUCUGGUCUUUGGUGAGGAAGAAGGACUGAAAGCUGAAGCUCUAGAUGAACCGCUCAUCCGCGGUCCGGAGAGACGGACCUUAGAUGGAAGAACUAAUCAUGGAUCUAUGAGCUGAUAUUCGCUUCUUCUGCAGAGUGGCUGGACUCUGGCUGAGGGAUAAGGAGAGGAGCUCCACCAUCCUCCUGGAGGAGCUCCUCCUCUAAAGCAUUGACUCCUCCCUCUGGGGGCACAUCCCACAGAGGCAGACCCAGAACUCUGUAGAUCCCAGGAUCUCCUUUGGAUCCUGGGAAGGAACUGGACACACUAGAUCUGUUGCGUCUUGCAGAGCAGAAAGAUUCAGGUUAUCAUCAACAUUCAGCUGGAACAUCUCCUACCUGAUGGCCUCCAGCCCUGAUAAAGCAUCCCUCUAAAGUGACUCUGAGUCCAAAUUUAGCACCAUAACAUGACAGAAAAUCAAUUUUUCUCCUUAGAUUUGACUCAAACUAAAUGAAUGUCUAAUCAUCUGCUAUGAUAAGGAAACUCUGACUGAUUAAGGUCUACAUUCAUCUCCUUCCAGUGAUGCUUCUGGUUUCAAACCCUCAGCUUUGUCUUCUGAGCCGGAUGUUUGCAGUCAGCUGCAGUAGCGACUGAUCCCAGGUCAGCCUCACAUUCAGCCAUAUUUAAUGAAUCUGUCUGACCGCAGCGUCUUUGCUUACUGGGCCUGCAGUGAUGGCUCAGAUGAUUCUAUUCAUUAGGGAGCUAAGGUUACGUCUACUCUGCAUCUCUGGGUGUUUCUGGCUCUGAUCGUGGAUCCGUUGCUCCUCCUGAUUUCUCUGAUCUGCUUUCCUGAGUUUAGCUUCGUUUCGCCUCAGAAGCAGUCAACUCUUUUUCCUCUCCCUGCAGGAAGCUUUCCGCACCGAGCUGCUUCCAGCGGGAGAACCGCAGGUUCACCAUGAAGACGUGUCCGUUUGGGUUUGAACCACAACUUAUUACCAACAGUCAUAUAAUUUCAUACUUAUAUCACAUCAGCAGCGACCUGUCAGCUGAAUGUUAGGACAUCAGGAAGGUUCUGUGUCCUGUGUGGGAUCCCUGUUAGAGCUACCAGGCUUUUAGGUGUAAAAGGUCUUUCCUUUUCACCCCUUCUGCUUCAUGUAGAACUGCUUCCAGUUUGCACAAUGAACUCACACCUGGCUGGACAGGUAGCUGCACGAAGGAUUUAUAGCCCCAGUGAAUGAAAUGUCUGUGAUGAUGCUGCAGCCCUGCAGGGCUUCUGGUGCCAAACUCUGAAAUCAAACCUGGUUAUUUAGUAAUUGGAAAUAAGGAGCAUUUUCAGUGGCUUCAUGGUGUUCCGGAACAUUGACCUCUGUGCAUGCUAAUUAACUCUUUGGAAUGAACCCAGAUGAACUAAGCUGUACCAGAACCAGAAUCUCCAAUAACCUGUGCAUGUUUACAUCCUUUACAUAUGACGGUACUUUCACUCAGCAGCAAUGCUGCCUGAGAAACACUGUAAAUAGAUGAAAGUUCUCCUCGUCCUCGCUGUGGUUCUGUGUGGCAGGUUUUGGCAGCGAUGGUUGAGCUCAGGUUGUCCUGUUCAACACUGAAACAACACGAUGGCCUCUUCGCCGCCAGAGGAAGGAAAAAAACAGGUUUUCUAGACAUAUUUCGGUGAAGGGCGUCUGGAUUGGGUCCCGGUUCCUUUGUUCCUUUUGGUUCCUGAAGUCCACCAUAAAAACCUACUGUUUUGUUCCCUUAGAACCUGCGACCAUUAGCAUGAAGGAGCCAAUCCUCAUGGCUCUUGAUGUUCUCUAGGAACCCUUCUCUGGUCAUUGCCACUAUGGGUAUCUGUGAUUCCAGUAUAGGUCUCUAUCGCCCCAUUUCCACUCCCCUCUGAAACCGAUCCGUGCCGAGCUUGGUUCCUUAUGUCCGUUUACGCACCACGCUAGCACGGUUCCUCGCCUCCUAGUGGCGAUCUACGGUACUACUGCUCUCUAGAGGGAAACAAUCGAACCAACAUGGCGGCGCCCGUAACAUUCAGGAAGUUUGCAGAGAGUCAGGCGAAGAAGGCAGCCUUUGGUGAAAUUACUUGACAGAGUCGGAUUUUGGGAAGUGGAUACGACAAACAAUCGUCUAAUCAGAGCUUCCAGAUGCAGGAAACAACGACAGAUGUUGAGGUUAAUCCCACUGCUGAGCUGAAUCAUCACUGGAAAUCGUGCGGCGCGGUAGGGAAGCUAGGAUCUUUAAGGAAUGAUUACGGAGGCUGACUGUAAGGGAUGAGGCGGUCUGCUCGUUGAGAACCGAGCCAGUUGUGUCCGGUCCGGUUCAGUUCUCCGUACCGUUUAGACUCAACAGUUGUCUCGGUUACCGUGUCUAAAGGGUAUUGUAAAUGGGGCUUAUAUGUGAAAUAGGGCAUACCUGCCAUGGGUGUUUUCCCACCAAUGAGAGGGCUCUUUGUGGUUUCCAUCAGCUACCAUGGCUCUAAGACCCAUAUGCUCAUUAAAGAUCUCCUCCACCAUGGGUGCAAAGAUCUCUCCAGACUUGGUACAUGCCUCUGUGUUCUCAAGUUCAUCCAGAACAAACCCACCUCAGUCUCAUUAUGAAAAGGAGGUCUGCCUACCUGCUAUUUUUCCUUUUGUACCCAGCAGGUCAGUCUACAGACCCUCCAUGGGGGUGUUUACACUCACAGGGAUUCCCUGGUCAUUACGUUCUGCUUUCUGGGAAGUGACGGUCUAGUGGUUAGAGCCGUGUGCUUGUGCUCUGAGAAGUUUGGAAGUCCCUGAUUUGAGCCCCACAGACUGACACUCCCCACUCCCCAAGGGAAUGAGUUAAAUGCAGAGAGUGAAUUUCCCCAAUGUGGGACAAUAAAGGGAUUUACAUUUUGUUUCAUUUCAUAGUAAAGCAAGUAGGUCCUAGUGAAAUUGGUGAGUAUGGUUCUUUCUGUAUUCACCAUUGAGGUCUUUAGACUCACAGAAGGUCCAUUUCCUCAACAUGUUGGUACAAAGACCACAGGAGGACUCUUAGCACCAUUUAUUGAUCUUUGCACAAUGCCAUGGGAGAUCUAUGAUGUCAUGGUCGCCACUAGACGCCACUUCAUCUAUCUAAGGAAUCUUUUUGGUCUCCUUAGACGUGGAAGUCUUCCUACAUCCAGGGAUCUGUUUGAACCCUCGUUAAAAUGUCCCUCUGGACGAUGUUUAGCAGAUAUCACUUGUCUGGGAUGGAUUGUCUCUGGGUAAAGGUGGUGGAGGAACAAAGGAACCUGGACUAUCUGAACCUGAAAUUAGAAACAUGUCGCAUUUUGACGUAUCGCCUUCAGCUCACUCACGCCGCUGCUCGACCCUCUCCUGUCCCGAUUGUAGCAUGCCUCUAUACUAACCACAUUAUGCAAGUAAAGAUCAAAAUGUUCUGUUUGGCUCAGUCUGGAUGCUUUGUUUUAACCGAUUGUUCUGUGCUCUGAACUUUUUGCUUCUGCUACCUCUCAGGUUCUUCUGCUGUAUCUGGACCACAUUUUAGAAACUGACAGUUAAAUCUGUUGUUUCUCUUUACUGCUUCGAUGCUAACAUUGUGUCUGUAACAUGACCACAUUCAUAUCACUACCUGCACUUAUUUCAUGCUGUUCUUCUCUGGGUCACCUGGAAGAAGUGUGUAAAUAGAAAAACUUUCCAAGCAUCAGUUUAUUUUAUUUUGUUUAAUUAGAAAUGAAAAGUCCUGAAGGAGAUUUAAUAGCAUUGGUGAUUGAUUAGUGAAAGAAACGCUGUGAAAUCAGCAGCGACAUGGAUUCCUAACUGCAUGUUUUGGUCCGUUGAACAUCAGUCCCCUCUAGGCUGUGGAAACAUCCCAUAAUGAACGGAAACCAGUUCUUAUCCUGAUCCAGCAGUCGGUUGGUGGUGAUUAUUUCACUCUGAACAUAACAGGUGGCUGUUAGUUAACCCCAGCUUUACACGGGGGUCCUGGUUGGUUCCAGGUCCAAAUCAUGGAUGCUAGUUGGUUCCAGGUCCAAAUCAUGGAAGCUGGUUGGUUCCAGGUCCAAAUCAUGGAAGCUGGUUGGUUCCAGGUCCAAAUCAUGGAUGCUGGUUGGUUCCAGGUCCAAAUCAAGGAAGCUGGUUGGUUCCAGGUCCAAAUCAUGGAAGCUGGUUGGUUCCAGGUCCAAAUCAUGGAUGCUGGUUGGUUCCAGGUCCAAAUCAUGGAUGCUGGUUGGUUCCAGGUCCAAAUCAUGGAUGCUGGUUGGUUCCAGGUCCAAAUCAAGGAAGCUGGUUGGUUCCAGGUCCAAAUCAUGGAUGCUGGUUGGUUCCAGGUCCAAAUCAUGGAUGCUGGUUGGUUCCAGGUCCAAAUCAAGGAAGCUGGUUGGUUCCAGGUCCAAAUCAUGGAUGCUGGUUGGUUCCAGGUCCAAAUCAAGGAAGCUGGUUGGUUCCAGGUCCAAAUCGUGGAUUCUGGUUGGUUCCAGGUCCAAAUCGUGGAUGCUGGUUGGUUCCAGGUCCAAAUCAUGGAGGCUGGUUGGUUCCAGGUCCAAAUCAUGGAUGCUGGUUGGUUCCAGGUCCAAAUCAUGGAUGCUGGUUGGUUCCAGGUCCAAAUCAAGGAAGCUGGUUGGUUCCAGGUCCAAAUCAAGGAAGCUGGUUGGUUUCAGGUCCAAAUCAAGGAAGCUGGUUGGUUCCAGGUCCAUAUCAUGGAUUCUGGUUGGUUCCAGGUCCAAAUCGUGGAUGCUGGUUGGUUCCAGGUCCAAAUCAUGGAGGCUGGUUGGUUCCAGGUCCAAAACAAGGAAGCUGGUUGGUUCCAGGUCCAGUUGGUGUAAAAUCAGAACCUAUCAGCUAUCCACUGAUAGGUUCUGGUUCUUAGGUCGGAGUAUCGGGGCCCAGAUAGAAGCCUUCGAAGGGAAUGAAGUCAUUGUAGCAGAACCCAUUUCAGAAACAAAGCUUCCAGCUCAAAGUCCUUAAAACAAUUGUUUCAAAGUUCAAACUGAUGAUCAUUUGAUGCUAAAGGACUUAAUUUUUCCUUAUUUAUUAAACUGAUGCCAACAUAUAACCUCAUAAGAUGCUCCACAUUCUUCGUUUAGGGAAGAAAGAGCUGCUUCAGUUUUCAUAAAAUAAAACUUUAUUCUCGUAUAAAAAGAAGAAGCUUUCAGCCUGGCCCUAAUCCUCCGUCUAACUGGUGACAUAAACAAUAAUUGAUUUUUGACAUUAGAUGCUUUCCAGGUGUAUUUCAGCAGAACUUCUGGAAGCUUCUCUCCCGCUGUCGUACACUCAGACUCCUCAUAAGACACGGAUCUACCCGGUAUAUGGAUCCGGAGCCGCUGUGGGAGCAGAACCGGGUCAUGUUGGGACUGUGACUCUGAUCUGUUGGGCCUCAUGUUGAUUGGCUGAUGCCUGCGCUCUGACCCGUGUUCAUCAGCGGAGCCGUUUCCAGCAGGUUGGUACCAACCCCGGCUUUGGGCUGGUUCCUGUUCUGACCCUUUAGGACGGAGUCCUGUAGAAACUGGUUCCUGUAUUCAAUCGGUUCUGAAUCAGCUGCAGAUUCUGAGGUGACUUGGAUCAAGAUGGAGGAUUUGUUGAAGUUUGAGGUUUAAAUGUUAAUUCAAGCAAAGCAUUACUGAGGAUGAUGGUUUCUAUGGGAACCAAGCUCCCAUCUCCUGAAGGCCUUUUCAUUUCAAACUGCUGACUGAUGCCAGAUUAUUUAUUCUGAUCUCUGUAAAUGUUUCUCUGCUGGUUUUGUAUCUAAUCUCCAGUUUGUACCGCCCAGUAUAACCAGCCUCCCCCAGCAGUGAGGGGGGAGGACGAUGCAAGCAUGAACCACGGUCUCUGUCUGUGCAUGCCUUAGCCUGACUGCUGAAUGAGAACGAAUGGGUGUUCACUUUAAUCCAGACAUUGGUGUCUCCAUUGCUGCCGAGUAUCUGAUCAUGUUUGAAGAGAAUAAAUCCUGGUUCAAUAUGA
This is a messenger RNA of Cyprinodon tularosa, 7691 nucleotides long. Its product is annotated as proline-rich transmembrane protein 2. The record is from RefSeq and is a predicted model, not a curated record. Gene Ontology annotation, cellular component: membrane. NCBI's taxonomy places the organism in Eukaryota, Metazoa, Chordata, Actinopteri, Cyprinodontiformes, Cyprinodontidae. The transcript is spliced from 6 exons. The coding region runs from base 383 to 1060 and encodes 225 amino acids.